ACCUUCCUUUUCUCUCACUUCUGACACGUCUGCAGUCAUUCCAGUAUGGCCACAGCCUCCUCUCCCCUCACAGACCACCUCCGUUGUUCGAUCUGCACGGAGGUUUUCACUGAGCCUGUGUCUCUCAACUGCCAGCACACCUUCUGUAAGAGCUGCAUCCAACAAAGCCUGAAGACCCUCCAGCAAUGUCCGUUGUGCGGAUCUUGCCUAUUCAUAGACUCAACCUUUGAAAUCAACAAGCCUAAACCUAAACCUAGACUUAAACCUAAACCUGAAGGGGUGGAACAGUCUUCCGAUCAUGGUGAAUGGAGACAGAAAACCACAGCAGGACAAGACAUGUGUUCUAAACACAAUGAAAUGUUGCAAUUGUUCUGUGAUACCGACAAACGGUUCAUCUGUGUUGUAUGCAGAGACGGGAGAGCCCACGCAGGACACAAGUUCAAACCUGUGAAAGAGGCGCAAGAUGAUGUCAUGGAGAAACUAGUCUCUGACUUAAUCUACCUUCAAGAGGAUAUCAACAUGGUGGUCAGGUUCCUGGAGAGCGAGCGAGGCAUCACGGCGAACACGCGGGAGAGAAACGUCAGACUCAAAGCCGAGAUAAGCUCCCAGUUUGAGGAGCUCAGAGAGCAGCUGAGACUGAGAGAGGAGCAGGCCAUGAGGGAGAUAGAGGAUAUGAACAUGGACUUUGAGACUAAACUAACCGAGAUAGAGGAAGUGUUGGCAGAAGGCUGGGAGAGACAGGCCAUCUUAAAGUCAGCGAUGAACAUUGCUGAGCCCAGGGAGUUCGUCAUGUGGUGGACAGAAAAGGGUGAGGCCGAGGCGAGGCUGGUGAGGGAGGUUGGAAAACUGCAGGGACCUUUGAUGAGGAAAUGCCCCCCUCCCAGUCCACAGAAACCCUGGACAAUCCUGGGCCUAUCUGCUACACAGCCCAAACCAUCCGUCACACUCCCCAACUCAGUCAUGAUACAACGUGGCCCAGCCGGGACAGAGUUGCAGAGCCUGCUUGGCUUCCUGGACUCAGAGGGUCUGAAGAAAAGUCUUUCCAGAAGCAUUUCUCAACCCAAAUCCAACCAUUUAGUCUUUAAAAAGAGUAAAUCUAAAAAAGACAAGAGUAAAUUUCAUGUCAGUUUUUAGAUACUGAGUCAUGUCUCAAAGUGACUUUCCUCUUUACAAACGGAUUGUGCUCUUGUAAUCUGAUUACUUCCAUUGAUGUGAUUGAUUUGAAUGAAUAGUGUGUAUUAUUUUUUAAAGUUUUAUAGUAAUAGCUGUAUUGGUUUGAAUUGUGGCACUGAGAAACAAAUUAUUGUGUGCAUUUGGAAUGUGUAAAGAAGAUCAUAUAGAUUUUAGAUUAUAUUUAGAUGUAAUGUUUCUUUUUAGAUUUUAGCAUUAGUGAUUAAUCAAAUCAAAUCAAAGUUUAUUUGUCACGUGCGCCGAAUACAACAGGUGUUGUAUAUCACCUUAUAGUG
Molecule: messenger RNA, 1466 nt
Organism: Oncorhynchus kisutch (coho salmon)
Lineage: Eukaryota; Metazoa; Chordata; Actinopteri; Salmoniformes; Salmonidae
Product: nuclear factor 7, brain-like
Exons: 1
Coding region: 46-1134 (362 amino acids)
Molecular function (GO): zinc ion binding
Source: RefSeq, a predicted model, not a curated record